AGCAGCUUUCCCUAGCAUACUCCAUAGUCUGUUGUAGACCAUUCCAUUACUCCUCGUUUGAUUGCCACAGCGCUGCCCAGUCGCGAGCUUGUACUCGUUCAUUUCCCAAAACCUUCCCCGAGAAAAUGUCGAAGCUCAGGCUUUUUGCAACCGCACUUGGAUCAAGAUUAACCGUUCGAACGGUUAGGGAAAAUCAUGGCAUCCCAUUACUUCUUUGCGAAUUGCCGAGAUGGUUCUCGACCGAAGCUGAGCAGCCGCCGCAGGACUCGGCGGUUGAUUCAUUUCUUCAAACCCCAGGCACAGGUUUGGUUUACGGGAGGUUGAUUGGAGUUACAAGGCAUACGCUGAAGACCGACAUUGUCAACAUGCUUGAAGGGUGCAAAUUGACUCUGGACGAUGUGAAGGUCGACUACAACCGGAGCUUUACGCCAGUUGGAAUGAUGGUGCAAUUUCCUUCGCGUAAUGCCUUUGACCAAGCUAUUAGGGUGAUUGGAAAGAAGGGUAGAUUGUACAAAUUGGAGAGGGCUGAUCGCUCGCAGUGGGAUCUUCUUAUACCAUAUAAUGGAAAAGCCGUCUUACUACAAGGAAUCCCACGAAAUGCCCUUCCAGAAGAUGUGGAGCGUUUCCUGACCGGUUGUGAAUACGAUGCAUCCUCAAUUGACAUGUUCCUAAGAGCUGGAUUCCCGGAUCCCAUAAGAAUGGCAACAGUAAAGUUUCCUUCACAGACUGAAGCAAUGAAUGCAUUUAUCAAGAAGAACAGGAGCUUCUGUCUCAAUAAUCAAAUCUUGCUGCGGGUUCUCCAGUAAUUGUUUUGGGUCCCUCCCUUGCCAUCCACAUAUCUGGUGGCCUUUUGGAAAAUUCCAUUUUAUAAGAAAAUUUUUCUAGGGCAUCUUGGAAUUCAGCUUUCAUGUUUUGGAAAAGCAUAUUAUCUCUUAUUAAUGUUUCAAUAAUUAGAGC
Juglans microcarpa x Juglans regia is the source of this 957-nucleotide messenger RNA. RefSeq lists its product as uncharacterized. The coding region runs from base 126 to 806 and encodes 226 amino acids. Lineage: Eukaryota; Viridiplantae; Streptophyta; Magnoliopsida; Fagales; Juglandaceae. The transcript has 6 exons. The record is from RefSeq and is a predicted model, not a curated record.